This is a messenger RNA of Nycticebus coucang (slow loris), 1999 nucleotides long. RefSeq names its product zinc finger AN1-type containing 6 (gene ZFAND6). The record is from RefSeq and is a predicted model, not a curated record. The coding region runs from base 540 to 1226 and encodes 228 amino acids. Lineage: Eukaryota; Metazoa; Chordata; Mammalia; Primates; Lorisidae. Gene Ontology annotation, biological process: protein targeting to peroxisome. Gene Ontology annotation, molecular function: zinc ion binding; polyubiquitin modification-dependent protein binding; DNA binding. The transcript is spliced from 9 exons.
CACGUCACAGGCCGAACAACCAAACAGAAAAGUUUAAUAAACAGCGGACGGAGGGGCCGACGGCGGCGGGGCCGGAGCGAGCAGGGGUUCGGCGGCCUCACCUGUCCCCAUUCACCGGCGGCGACCGGCGGCGACCGGCGGCGGCGGGCAGCGCGUCAGGCGGAGAGAGCCGCCGCCAGGUCCGAUUUUCUCCUUCAUUACCUCUCCAAUUCCAGCUUCCUUCUCUUCUAAACAGUGAAACAGGAAUGAAUCUGAAGUCUGCUGCAGUAAAACACUGAAGGCUUUAAAAUGUUUUCUUGCAUAAAACUCAAACUUUAGCUGCUUAUGAGGAUAGGGAAGGCAGGAAGCUAAUGUCUGUCUCAAGAUACAGGACAGCUGUUUGCUCAUCAACCUCAACUGUCCCAAUCAGCAGCAGGGAAGACCACCUGACAUAGGAAACUGGGGACGCUAUACAGAGAGUGAGCUGCAAAGCACCCUCAGUACAGUAGGAACCCUAAUCCAAAGUCCUAUUCUUAUAUCAGAGUGUGCAACAGAGGAACAUGGCUCAAGAAACAAAUCACAGCCAAGUGCCUAUGCUUUGUUCCACUGGCUGCGGAUUUUAUGGAAACCCUCGUACAAAUGGCAUGUGUUCAGUAUGCUAUAAAGAACAUCUUCAAAGACAGAACAGUAGUAAUGGUAGAAUAAGCCCACCUGAUAAGGUCUUAGACUGCCCUGGGUAUAGAAUCACUAAUAUGAAAUGUGGUACUGUUACAGCAACUUCUGUCAGUAGUCUGUCUGAAUCUUUACCAGUUCAGUGCACAGAGGGCAGUGUCCCAGAAGCUCAGUCGACGCUAGACUCUACAUCUUCAUGUAUGCAGCCAAGCCCUGUAUCAAAUCAGUCACUUUUAUCAGAAUCUGUAGCAUCUUCCCAAGUGGACAGUACCUCUGUGGAUAAAGCAGUACCUGAAACAGAAGAUCUGCAAGCUUCAGUAUCAGAUACGGCACAGCAGCUAUCUGAAGAGCAAAGCAAGUCUCUUGAAAAACCAAAACAAAAAAAGAAUCGCUGUUUCAUGUGCAGGAAGAAAGUGGGACUUACUGGGUUUGAAUGCCGAUGUGGAAAUGUUUACUGUGGUGUACACCGUUACUCAGACGUACACAAUUGCUCUUACAAUUACAAAGCUGAUGCUGCUGAGAAAAUCAGAAAAGAAAAUCCAGUAGUUGUUGGUGAAAAGAUCCAGAAGAUUUGAACUCCUGCUGGAAUACAAAAUCCUUUGACCAUCUGCAAACUAAAAAUUGACUUGACUUUUUUUUUCCUAGUCAUUGGGAAUGUAGAGCAAUGUAUCUUGCAUAGACCUUUUAAUCAUGCAUGUCAUCAGAAGAAUAGAUUUUUGUUUUUGUUUUGAAAAUGACUCUGAACAUUUAUUCCCAUUGCAGUUUCUGUGGCUGAAAAGACUUAAACUUGACAAGUAUUAUCCUUUUAAGAUCAUUUUAAUUUUAGUUGAGUGCAGAGGGCUUCUAUAACAAACGUGGAGAAAUUUUGGAGGGCUGUGAUUUUUUCCAGUAUUAAACAUGCAUGCGUUAAUCUUGCAGUUUAUUUUCUCAUUGUGUAUAUAGAGAGAGCUUUUCUCUGGAGCACAAUUUCUCUUUUUGAUGAUGCCCUUUAGGGCACAACUAGCUAUCAGUAACUGAAUGUAUCUUAAUCAUUAUGGCUGCUUCUGUUUUUUCAUUAACAAAGGUUAUUCAUAUGUUAGCAUAUAGUUUCUUUGCAUCCAUUCUUUAUUUAUGUCUGAAUCAUUUGUCACAGGAGAGUGUGUGCUGAUGAGAUUCUAAGUUUGUGUGUUUUAAAAAAAAAUUUUUUUUGCGUGAGGGAAGAAAAAGCUAUAUGCAUUUCAUUGCUGACUGCAGAUUUCUUUCAGAUUACGUUCAUGGUCUGUGUGUAUACAAUAUGAAGAAUGAUCUGAAGUAAUUGUGCUGUGUUUAUGUUUAUCCACCAAUCUUUGAUUAAAUAAAAAGCAAAACC